GGAGCUAGCCGAUACAAGAGCCAACAAAAGACAAGUUUGUCCACACUGUCGCCGUCCAUUUCCCAUGCUUGGCGUUUCAAUAACGCUACACUAGGCUUGGUCCUUAUUCCGGAAAUAAUGAUUCUAUGAUUUGUGCUAUAAACGUAUUCCCAGAAUAGCCAAUCUCACCACAAAGGAGCUAAUGUUCAGAGCAGGAAUAGCGUGAAGGCCUCGGCGUGCCCUGCCUCUGCGAUAGAGGGUCGUUCCAUGAGCAGGGCGUGUAUUGAAGUGUUCUAAGGAGAGUUAGGCUGAAUCGUUGACAUGCAGAAAGGGAGCGGUGGCAUGGUCGGAGGAGUGGGCAGCGUGGCGUCGGGACGUCCCAUCAAGUGUGUGGUCGUGGGGGACGGCACGGUUGGCAAGACGUGCAUGCUCAUCUCGUACACGACAGACUCUUUUCCGGGCGAGUAUGUGCCCACCGUGUUCGACAACUACUCGGCAGCCAUGAUGUGCGACGGCGUGCCCGUCAGCCUAGGCCUCUGGGACACCGCAGGACAGGAGGACUACGACCGUCUGCGGCCCCUCUCUUACCCACAAACGGACGUCUUCCUCAUCUGCUUCAGCGUCGUGAGCCCAUCCUCAUUCGAGAAUGUCACCUCCAAGUGGUUUCCUGAGAUCAAGCACCACUGUCCAGAUGCUCCCAUCAUUCUUGUCGGAACAAAAAUGGAUCUUCGAGAGGACAAGGAGACACUCCAGCAGCUCUCUGAACAAGGGCUUAGUCCCAUCCGUAGGGAACAGGGCCAGAAGCUCAGUUCCAAGAUCCGAGCCGUCAAAUACCUCGAGUGCUCCGCCCUCACGCAGCGUGGUUUGAAGCAGGUAUUCGACGAGGCCGUGCGCGCGGUGUUGCGGCCGGAGCCACAAAAGCGUCGUCAGCGUAGGUGCAAGAUUGUGUGAGUCAUACCGUGUGGGAUCAGCCACCACCGUAGAUUAAUGGAUUAACGGAGCAAGCUGGCAUCUUGCUCGUCUGGGGAUAUACGAUGCUGUGCAUUUGUCUUAUUUUUUUUUCUUUUUCAGCUGCAUUUUGGGGCCUCUAUCUCCCUCUCCCCCCCUUUUUUUUUUAAUAGCCCUUCCUCUUCAGUCCCGCGUCUUAUAAGGUACCACAAAGCAGAGCCAAGUUUGGGCACUUAAAAAAUGUAUGCUAAACGCACAUUAUCCAGGCCCAGGGCUUGCUGCAUCCUUUCCCGUUCACUUGGUGUGCUGUGUAGCUUGAAAGCCCUCAGUUUGUUCACUGCCAGAGAGUUGUCUCUACAAACGUACAUGAGAAUCUGUAAACGAUGAUAUGCUGAUGAGUAUGUAGAUAAGCUCCAACUCGAUCAAAUCUUACAAAGCACCAUUGUUGCGCUUUUCUUUUCACUUCUGUUCAGUUCCUUGUAACCUAAUUUCUCUCUUAAUGUCAAUCAUACUUUUGUUGCCAUAAAUGACUCACUUUCUUUUCUCAUAUAUGAUGUGUCAGAUACUCGCACUACCACACUUCUAGCUAAAUAGGCAAAGAUGACAGGACUGCAUGGAAGUCAAAGCUCACACUUGGGUAUGCAUUAAGGCCCAAAAAUCACCAAGAAAUCCAUAUUUUGCUGUGAGAAUCAAUUGGUUGCACCUCUCUGUGCAUUCCUGUUGGUUUCUAUACCAUGCUAAAGCUCUUGUGUUUGAGUUUUGAUAGUUUAAUUUUCAUAUAAGUCAACAUUGCUAUAACUUAUCCUGCUGCUUUCCUACGGUUCAGAACAUAAGAUGCACUUUUUAUACUUCACUUUAGUGAGUGUGUCUUUUAAAGUAACUUUAAGUAAGUAAAAAAAAAAGGGGUGGACAUUGACUUUCAUUUUCGCUAUUUUCGGAGCAGUCUUGAAAGUACAUACCAAGUUUAGUUUUCGUGGUGCCGACCAAUCAUGUUUCGAAUAAUCUCGACGAAAUCGGAACACUUGCAUUCACUUGUUUGCUGUUGUAUUGCUGCUCUUGGUGUUGAAUUCCUUUCUUCCCUAUAAGGUUGGAAAUCUUUCACCUGAUAGCAUGCCGCUUGAUGAGAGAGGAUGCAGUAUCGGUAGAGCAAGCACAGCUCUGGAAGCCAGUUGCAUCACUUUGUACUCAGUUAUAUGUUCCAAUCAUGUCACACGUCAGACAUGAAUCAUAUUUGCCUCUUUGCCUCAAAAGUUUUGUCAGUGCUUUGUGGGCAGUUUUUAACACCUCCAAACGCAUGUACGGGGACAUAAUGCUUACAUGUCCUGCUAUAGGAGAAAACAGUCCCUUGUUCUCAUUUAUACGUAAUUUCAAAUCCAUACAGCGAUCCUUAACCCAGAGCCGUCCCAAGGCGAACUUUCGUGUGGAGCAAAAAAAAAAUAAACGAGGAACAUAUCUAAAGAAUCGGGCACAGAAUUUACAUAACGUGCUCUCCAUACUUGGCUAUGCAAAUGUCAUGGGUCAUUUAUUGCGUUCAAGGUGGGAGGGAAGUAGUGGAUAGUGAAACCGAAAAAAUUCUACUUAAAAAAAUAUUUCUUUCUAAAAAAUUUCUAAAAAAAUAUUUCUAAAAAAUUUCUAAAAAAAUUAUUUCUAAAAAAAUUCUAAAAGUCUUAAAAAAUUCUGAAAAAAUCUUUCUAAAAAUUUUUUUCUAAAAAGAUUCUCUUUAUAAGUUCCAAGGACAUACCAUAUGGUGCCCCCCUCUGUUGCUCCUUGGAACAGCUCUGCCUCGAAAGAGGAUCCUUCAGUGUGGUUCAACAUGUACACUGCCACAGUUAGCGGAAUCAAAAUAGGAACAUUUUGCACAAAAAAAGGGGAAACAACUGAGCAAUUACUUCAGCCUAGAAAGUGUUCUUAUAUCUUUUUGACUUCUCGCUUCUGGCAUAAUUUGUAUUCAGUGUAAAGCAUAGAACUCGACAAUUGUGCCCGAAGUGGAAAAUUGUAUGGUGAUCUGCAGUCACAGCUGGAAUUUGUAAUAUACAGUCUAUGGUUUAUGCUCAUUGAAUCCCAUAUAGUUGUCUGUUGUCUGAUCAAUGUUAGUGGCUUUGAAGCGUGGCAGUGAAAUGCAAGUAUCUGAGCACUGAGAAAUAUCACGAGGCAUGGAAGGUGAAAUCAAGCAAACAAAAUCAUGUUGAGAAGGACAGCACUACACUAACUGCAAUGACAUUAUUUUCUCCGCUUCAUUGCAUUAUGCAGUUAUCAUUAUGUUGCGUUCUCGUAAAAGCACACCAACUGUAGCAGUGAAAUUGGAACUGCUGACUGGCCUCCGAUUUUUACUUGGACUUGACCACCUUUAGGCUGCGUUACAUUCUGAAGCCAUGUAGCUGAAAGUAGUUUUAUGAAGUCCACUAUACACGAAUUUUUCACACCUAAUCAGCAGAAAAAUGUUCAAAAAUGUGACUAUAAUGAAUGACCUCCAUACACUGGACAGGGCAGCAUCUCAACCUCGAGACUGGCACUGAUCAAGUUUUCAAAACAUAGAGGGCGCCUCCACUGCACACUUUGCACUUUUUUUUUACGUCUAUUGGAUUCCUGGCUGUUUUUGGCCCUUUGAUCUUCAUCAUUUUUUUCCCCCUAGUGUCUUUGCCAUUGUGCUAUAAUAUUUGUUUUAUAAUUAACAAGUGCUUUCUAGUCUUGCAUAUCUUAACCGUGUUUUUGGCUGGAGUGCGAUCUUCCAUGUCUGCCGCCGGUGGAAAGACUGCCGAGUGUCGCGCGCGUGUUGCAAUGACAAAUCAUCACUCAAGUGGCAGGGGUUCACCAGAACAGUAGAAUCACACAAUAAUCGUUGUUCCUCUGCAAGAAUAUAGUUUUGAUGGCAAUAGAGAAUCAUGUCAUGAUCGCCGUAGAAAAGGGCCCAAAGGUGGCCCGUAUCUCUGAGGUUUUAUUUAUAGUUCCGGACCGAUACUUUGCACUGUAACUACAGUGUUUACUCAGAUGUAAGGUAACCCAUUUGCUUUUCAUGCUCGAUCCCUAACGUUAGACAGAUGUCAGUGGGAUCUUGAAUGUGAUAGCAGUGAAACACGAAUUUUUUUUUUUUUUUUCCCGAGACACUUUUUUUUUCACUUCGAAGAAAUAUGCUGUAAAAGAUGCGGUACUCUGGGUAGCUUCAACACAUAUGUACGUACUAAUAGCACCAAUACACAGUACCAUAUUUUUGAGUCUCACCCUACCUCAUUUUCAUCGAGGUUAAUGGUACCUCUUCCAAGCUAAAGCUGGCAUACAUGCUACCUGCUAUUUUGCUCAUGCAGUACGCUGUGCUCGAUAUAAAUUGCAUCAGUAUCGGUAGAGAACUACGGCCUAGUAGAGAUCAUGGCAGUAACAGAGCGCGCAAAAUAGGAUGGGGGUACAGAUACUCGGCAUUACAGUGCAUUACAGAACGUGACUGAAUGGCCUAUAAUACCCGCUUGAAAUGAUGUACUUGAUGAGGUAAUCAAAGAUGUUCACCACAUGUUCCUCCCUUCAUGGUUUUAUGUAACAUCUGCACCACUGUGUUAGGUACAUACUUGCACACAUUUUUGGUUGGGAACCCAGUGAGCAGAAGAAUUGAAUGUUGAGGGCUAUAUCAAGUUGGGCAUUUCUGUGUUGGUCAUGCAGUUGUACAGCCCAAGAAUGACUUCUGCAAACCUGCAGGAAGUUUCUUCAGUAUGUGCAUGAGUACAGAUGCUGUGUGAACAGUUGUGUGGUUUAACAGAUGGGCAGCUAUGGGUGCCAUUGGUCAACUAAUUUUUGUACAGCCAAUAAACAUGAGCCUUUUAUGGA
Ornithodoros turicata is the source of this 4740-nucleotide messenger RNA. RefSeq names its product ras-related C3 botulinum toxin substrate 1-like (gene Mtl). Gene Ontology annotation, biological process: small GTPase-mediated signal transduction. Gene Ontology annotation, molecular function: GTP binding; GTPase activity. The coding region runs from base 301 to 930 and encodes 209 amino acids. Lineage: Eukaryota; Metazoa; Arthropoda; Arachnida; Ixodida; Argasidae. The transcript has 5 exons. The record is from RefSeq and is a predicted model, not a curated record.